Molecule: messenger RNA, 1959 nt
Organism: Alternaria viburni
Lineage: Eukaryota; Fungi; Ascomycota; Dothideomycetes; Pleosporales; Pleosporaceae
Exons: 4
Coding region: 1-1959 (652 amino acids)
Source: RefSeq, a predicted model, not a curated record
AUGACAAGGCAUAUCUGGAGAGAAGCAGAUGCCGGUGUAGAGCUGUGGGAGCCGGAAGUCGCAGCCACGACACCUCUAGCACCGCAAGAGCCGCAUGACCCGAAGCAGUUGCAGUCUGUAACCGAAGCUGACAUCCAAGUGUCCCUAACAAGCAACUACGAUGACAGCGAACAAGACUCGGUGCUUCCUUCGAUCGAGGGUGUUUUCGAGCCACCUGGAUAUAUCAAGAGCGAGCCUGGCGAAGACAUCAGCGCAGUUGUGUCGUCAACGGUCGGUACCUCCGCUUCGGACAUAUCCAAGCAGCGUUGUUCUUCGUACGAUUCUCAGGCUACACUUCCAGUAUCAACGCCCUGCCCGUCGGACGAAGAAAGAGAUUUGCCUGUUGUACUUCGCAGUCCUGCUAGGGCGAGCUAUCAAUUCGACGCCGUUGAUACUGCACCGACGCCAUCAGUACGACGCACGCUGGACUUCGGCAUGGUCACUCAACGGAGCAGGCUUCCCAGCUCAUCGGGGCUUAUUGAAUUCACCAAUGAAGAGCUUCGCCAAUGCGAACGAAGACCCAAUCACUCAUGGGACGAGGGCGAACACAAACUAUUGGCUAUCCUGUAUCGGUGGUAUGAUGAUACAGACAGAUCUAUCAUCCCACGAGUCUUCAACGCCAUCACCGGCCAGGAUCUUGAUAACAACAAAUUGCGUAACCGAUAUUACACCUAUAUCAUUCUCUUUGGCCGUGAGGCGUUGCCGGAGUUUGAUGAAGUCUUGAAUGUGCCUUUCUCCGACCCCGAAAACUGGUUUGACGAAAUUCACAAGAUCAUCAGAGUAAGAGCUGCAGAGAUCGGCGUUGAGAUGAUAUGGCGCGAAUGUGAGGAGGAACACGAGCUUGGCAGAGCCCGAUUUGCAAAAUCUCCAAAGAUCAGGAGGUACUACAAGCACCUGGUGAGAAGCGCAAGAAGAAGCAAAGAAGAGAGGUCUCGGGCCGCCAAUACGCCACCGGUUGAAGAUCUGCCACUGUGGGGUCUGCAGCUCGGGGGAACGCCAAUGGUAGAGCAAGAUGUUGAAGAAAGCUGGUCAGACAUCGAUGAUGACGGCCAUGCAACCCCCAUAACGCCUACCCCUCGGAGCCCACGGGCUCCUGGCACACAACAUAUCGGCUUCCGCGUGUGGGAUGCCAACAGCCGGACCAAAUUCGACGUGGAGAAUGGCUUUGUGAGUGAAACGUUCGCGUCUGAGGCCUUUUCAUUAUGGCCAGAAGAACUUCUGGCGCCUUUUUCACCUGACGAAGAACAAGGUUUACGCAUCACCUUGCGUCUGGCUCAUUCGCAUCUAUCGAUGCGUGGUGGUGCAUCCUCAUACGUCUCGGUAUCUACAAGUCUCCUGCAGGCACUUGUCAAGGCCGCAAACAUGCAAGACCCCAGGAUUGCUGUUGAACGUAUGGUUUAUGCCUGGCUACCGAACGCAGCUAUUCUUUCCCACUUCCCAAUCUCCGAUCUUCGUGUUCUUUCAGACUACGAGAAAGCAUGUGACGAUAUGCUCAAUCUCGACGAUAUACGAUCAGGUCGCUCAACCCCAUCCGUCUCUUCGCUGUUACGCAAGAAAAACACUGUCAUCAACAUUCGCAUAGCACGAGCUAUGGGUCUGGUCUGCCGGACAUUCAAGAUGCAUCGCAGCGGCGUGAGCCUCUCGCACAUCCAAGGACUCGUAUCUUCCCUAAUCGACUCGUUUCAGUUGAAGCAGGACGCAAGCAACACCCCCUACACGUCCAUGUCAAUUGCCAAAGCGUUCGCUGUUUCCCUCCGAUCACGAGUGCAUCAUUCCCAGGACGUUGAGAUCGCUUUUGCGGAUGGCGUCAAGCAAGGAACCGCCACCAUCGCGUUAGUAUUGCCCCUAUGGGAACUGUCGUCGAAGAAAGACAAGCUGAGACACUCAACGGCUUUUAUGCGCCAUCAACAGAACCACUAG